Molecule: messenger RNA, 2265 nt
Organism: Brassica napus (rape)
Lineage: Eukaryota; Viridiplantae; Streptophyta; Magnoliopsida; Brassicales; Brassicaceae
Product: F-box/kelch-repeat protein At3g13680-like
Exons: 1
Coding region: 494-1702 (402 amino acids)
Molecular function (GO): protein binding
Source: RefSeq, a predicted model, not a curated record
AUCACUUAAAUUUUAACUAUAAACUACAAAUGUGUCAAAAUAUUAAUUUCAUAAUAGUGAGAUUCUGUUUAAAUUAUUGAUCAGUAUUUAAAGCUCUUCUUUCAGAAAAAAAAAAUGCAGUAAAGAGGCAAAUAGCAACAAAAUAAAGAGUUCCAACUUACAAAAAGAAAAAAAAAAAAACUUGCGAGUGUAUAUAUUCGUGCCCAUAACAGUUUAGUAAACCCAUUAUAAAUUAUUAAGCCCACGAUGAAUUAGGGUUAGAUGUGUGUCGGCGUGUGUCUUAUGCUUAGACACAUACACGUGAUACCUUAUUUUCUUGUAUCAUCAUCGAUUGCUGCAGGUCAUCGCGCGGUUCAGCCCUUUGUGAGUAUUUGUGUCAUUGUUAUCUAUAUAUGUUAAUUGAAUUAAGUUGAUUCGCAUCUAGUGUUGUUAUGUUAAUCUAAUCAUUAUAAAUGCAGCUAGCGUUUGUUGAAACUCGGAUGAAUGAUCAGAAAUGAUGACGAUGAUGUGCGAUCUUCCACAUGAUUUGUUGGGUGAGAAGAUACUCGCCAAAGUUCCAAUAACAUCUCUAAAAGCAAUACGAUCUACUUGCAAACUAUGGAAUGUUUUAUCCAAAGACUUUAUUGUUGGUAAAACAACAUCAAGGCAACAUGAGUUUCUAGGGUUCAUGACAAUACGUAGUAAGGUUUGUUCCUUGAGAUUCGGUCUCCAAGGAAUCCACAAUCAGGACGCUUUGGUUGAUCCAUCUACGAAGCAAGUAAGGUUACUUGAUCAAGUUGAGAUAACUAAAAUAUUUCACUGUGAUGGUUUAGUCUUAUGUGUCACUAAAGAGAACUCGAAGCUUUUGGUGUGGAACCCUUAUCUAGGGCAAACAAAGUGGAUCGAAACAAGAAAGCAGCUCCACAAGUCAAACAUGUAUGCUCUCGGAUGCAAUAACAAUAGUAAAGUCCCUAACUAUAAAAUCUUGAGGCUACACUGUUGUUAUGAUUAUUAUAACCAUGGCCGACUCAGUGGGUCUGAAAUCUACAAUUCUAUGUCUGAAUCAUGGAGUGUUCUUGACCUCAUUCCCGACUGUGAAAUUGAUUAUUAUCAACGCGGGGUGACUCUGAAGGGAGAUACUUACUUUUUUGCUAGAGGAACUGCACCUCAUGAAGUGGGAAAUGAUGCGUGCAUAAUAGGGCUUGGCGUUUUUAUGCUAUGUUUCGAUUAUACAAAAGAGAGAUUUGGACCGCAUCUGACUCUCCCGUUUACAAUCACUGAUAACCGCCACGAGGCUGUGGUUUUAUCUUGUGUUAGGGAGGAGCAACUCGCCGUGCUUUAUGAGAAGUCGCAAUCUAACAUAUUGGAUUUUUGGGUUACAAAUAAGAUUGAGUCUAAUGUGGUGUCCUGGAGCAAGUUUUUGAAGGUGGAUUUGACAAUAAAACAACCGAGACACCCUUUGGUUCACAGGAAUCAUGGGAGCUUCUUCAUUGACGAGGAGAAGAAAGUCGCUGUGGUUUUCGAUAUAGGCUUAAAUGACUCAUCCAGGCACUACGCAACAACAGCUUUCAUUGUUGGAGAAGAAGGAUACUUCACAUCAGUGAACAUCGGAAAAGAACCCACAAGGUCUGGAAGUUAUCAUCCUCCACUUGUGUCUUCUUCUUAUCUUCCAAGUUUAUUACAAAUCAACCAACCACACCAAAGGAAAGAAACAGCUGUCUAGUUUUACCUUGAUUUGUUUCUUGUAUCGUCCACUUUUUUCAUGUCAUUUUGAACAAAUGAGAGGCAUUUUCACAAAAAUGUCUAGUACCAAAUUCUUUUAUUAGUUCUGUAAUUCUUCAACCACAAAACUCAUAUGAGCCUUUACCAGAGGAAAUUGAGAUGUUUUGAUUUCAAUUUAUUCUCAUUGUGUUUGAGACAUAUAUUCCAGAAGAAAUUGCAAAGCUCGUGACACAGAAGGAAACGAACUUCGAAGAUUAGUUUACGUCUUCAUAGAGAAGAGACCUUGAUAUGAGUAUCACAAGAAGGCUGGAGCAGAGAGCACAUUGGGAAAAGCUUCAAAUUCAACACAUAAUGUCUGCGUUUUUAAGAAAUGCUCUAUUCAUUCUUUAUCUUGGUUGUUAUCACUUCGUCAACAAUAGCAAAGCCCUCAGUGAAGCAAUAGUUUUCUUUUUAUGUCUUAAUAAGAUUUGCAAAAAACGGAUUUGACUGGGAGAGUUUUCUUUGCGUUUUGGGUUGUUCUUUGUCUUUAUCCUUUCCUUAAAGAUCUUAUGAGAAGACAGAACA